CACAAAAUGGCGAACGAGUGUCGAAAAUGAAUUUAGUGUAAUAUAAUUGGCGAAAAAACUACUUAACAUAAAAUUUGGCCACUGUUCGCAUUAGAAAAAUGGAAAGGACUGCAAAACGGACAACAGCGCAGCAGUUCCAAAAGCUGGUAGAAGUAAUGAAGAAAAACCCAGACGUCGCCAGAGGAGUGGGAAAAUUUAUCUCAACUAAAAAGAGCAGAGCAGAGCUGUGGGAGAAGUUCGCUACCGAACUUAACGCCAUGGGCCCUCCAAUGCGGAGUGGGCGCGAGUGGAAUAAGGUUUGGUUGGACUACAAACUAAAACUUAAACGAAAAGUUUCGACAAACCGACACAAAACUAUGGCCACAGGAGGAGGACCGUAUACGCAGCGAGGCUUAACGCCAUUGGAACGAACCGUGGACGAGUUGCUCCACCUGCAGGAAGCAGUCAAUUCCACAGGCAUGGAAAGUGAAAAAGAAAAUUACCUAGAAAACCCCUCGGUAGAGAAUUUACAACAGCAUACAGAUUUAGCACCGUCAUCAUCAAAUUCCCGACCUAGAAUGACUGUUGAGGAUCGAGAAAACAUUCGAAUGAAAGCGUUAGAGAAACAGUCCGAAGUCCAAGACAUCCUUUGCCAAAAAAUUGCCAAUAUAGAAAAAGAAAUUACAGAAAUGGCUCGAUAUACUAGAAAAAUGUACGAGUUAAAAAAAGAGGAACUAAAAUUAUUAGAAAUAAAAGAAGAAAGGAAAAAGGAAGAAAAUUUAGAGAAAAAAAGACAACACAAAGAAAAAAUGGAAAUGAAGGAAAAAAAGCUGGACCUCAAAUAUGAAGAACUACAGCUAAUGAAAAUCAAACCAAAAGCAUCUGAAUAUGUGAAGAAGUAAUUUUAAGUUUAAUAUUUUAUAAAGUGAACAGAAUUAAUUUGUAAUUUUUAUUUAAUUGUUUACGAGCAUAGAAUAAUUUUAAAUUUUACCUGUAUAGGAUGUAGAUAUCAAAAGUUUUAAAUUAAAUAAAAAAACACAAAGAA
Messenger RNA from Anastrepha obliqua, 1024 nucleotides. RefSeq names its product histone-lysine N-methyltransferase, H3 lysine-79 specific-like. The transcript is spliced from 3 exons. The record is from RefSeq and is a predicted model, not a curated record. NCBI's taxonomy places the organism in Eukaryota, Metazoa, Arthropoda, Insecta, Diptera, Tephritidae. Gene Ontology annotation, cellular component: nucleus. Bases 99 to 881 code for a protein of 260 amino acids.